Molecule: messenger RNA, 2013 nt
Organism: Exophiala bonariae
Lineage: Eukaryota; Fungi; Ascomycota; Eurotiomycetes; Chaetothyriales; Herpotrichiellaceae
Exons: 1
Coding region: 1-2013 (670 amino acids)
Source: RefSeq, a predicted model, not a curated record
AUGCCUUCGCAAUCUUCAAUACUUGGCGGCCUUCUUGGUCUGCUCGCCCUCACAACCUUUACACCUUUUGUCGCCGCACACACUUGGGUUGAACAAUUGAUGGUCAUUGCUCCCAAUGGUACAAUGGUUGGUCAACCUGGUUUCCCCCGUGGCAAUGUGUUGCGUGGAACCCCUGAGUUUAGUGAUCCUACCAUGGUCAACCUGAUUCCCCCGGAUGGUCGCCCAGCAAAUCAAAUCGAACCCCAAGACUUGAUGUGUAAAACCACUCAAACUUCCCAAACUCAAACCAACGGUAGUCCAAGACUGCAGGCCGCUCCUGGUUCAGCUGUCGGUUUGAGAUAUCAAGAAAAUGGUCACGUCAGUCUUCCCGAUACUCAGCCUGGCAAACCCCAAAAUCGAGGUACCGUCUACGUCUAUGGAACCACUCAACCCAGUCCCGACGACUCUUUCCUUGCAAUUCAUCGAGUAUGGAAUGCAGAUCAAACUGGUGGGGAUCGUCGUGGUGUUCUUUUGUCCACUCGCAAUUUUGACGAUGGCCAAUGUUAUCAAAUCAAUGGUGGUUUCAUUUCCAAUGAGCGAAAAGUGACAUAUGGUCAUCCUUUCAACAUGGUCAUGGGUAAUGAUCUUUGGUGCCAACAGGAUAUUCAAAUCCCAACCACUGCCCCUACUGGCAAGCCAUAUACCCUUUAUUGGGUCUGGGAUUGGCCGACUCUUCCUGGAACCCCUGGCUUUCCUGAAGGCAAACAAGAACUCUACACCACCUGCAUGGACAUUGAUAUCGUUGACAACAUUGGAGUUGAAGCUUGGUCCAAGGCUGUUUCCAAUGCCUGGAUUGAUCAACCAGUUGACCAAGCCGCAAUCAAGGUACAAAUGGUGGAUGUUUCCAAUCCUACUGCAGUUUCAGGUCAGACCAUCUUAUUCACUGCCACCCCUACCUUCUCCCAACCAGCUCCAUCAUCCAGCAGUUCUGAAAUGCUAACAUCUUGCUCAACAGGCUCAACAAUCGGCUUCUCGGCUUCAGCCACAGGUCCAGUAGCUGGUGCUGCAAGCGAAGCUAGUGUCUCGCAAGCAACUCAUUCUGAGACUGGUGCACCGGAGUUCUUGACUGUCCAUACCGGCUCAACAGCUGGGCCUGGUAUUGAGACCCAAACCUUCACCGUUCAACCCAUCGCUGAAACUGGAGCCCCUCAGAAUGGUGGAGGUGGAGGUGGUAGAGGUGAGGCCUUGAUUGAAAUCCCCCGUUUGAAUGCCGGAAGUCUUAAGCUAAUCAUUCAUGUCACCAAAACAGGCCCACAGAUCACUUCCGUGCCAGCUAUUCAAAAUCAAGCAGGUAUUGUCACCCUGACGGAGUAUGACGCGGUCACCGAGACUGUCUACGAAACCGUGUACCAAACUCAAUAUACCAAACGUGAUGAAGGUGAGUCACAAUCUGUUACUGUUUCCCCUGUUGAAUACCCUACAACCACUGGAGGUGCACCUCUCGAGUAUGGAUCUGGAAGACCUGCCUGGGGUCACGAAGGAUCGUCAUCUGGUGGCAGGCAUGGAAGCGGAUCCUGGGGACAACACAACAACAAAUCUCGCUCAGAGUGGCUCGCAACACGCACCUCUGCACCAACUGGACCAGACUCAACCGCAUCUGGAUAUGUUAUGACCAUGUCUGAUGGCACAGCCAUGACCGUUCCUGCUGAUGCCGAAAGUCUUUAUUCGAAUGCAGCCUAUACCAGCAUGGCUUCAGCGACCCCCACCAUCGCACAACCCCCCUCCACUGCCCCGUCAUCAUCCUCAUUAUAUGACAAGCGUUCAAAAUCCCAAAACCACAAGCUAACCACUUCCCACACAGUUCCCCAAGUCACCGCCGCCCCCUCGAUCGACAUCCGCGCUUCACAGCCCGAGGCCGCCAGCACCAAGCAUUCAGCCUUCCGUCUCCGUGCGCGCAAUCCCUUCGUCUUGUUCGGCUGGCAGUCGGACUCGGACGACGACAAGGUCGCGCCCACGCCGACGUCUCAUCUGUGA